AUGGCAGAACAUAUCUUCUACCCCGACGAACCGCCCAAACCCUUCCGGAUAGAGUAUAAUGGUCCUCUAUACGAUGGCGGGGACUGGGACACAUUCCCGACUCGCUAUGGCUGGAAGACCGAAACAGGCGACGAUAAAUUUCGUAUACGCCUUAUUCCGGCUGAAAUGAAGACUGGAAUAGAGUGCUGGCUCUAUUUCGGCGUGCUGAAUCAUGUAUUCGAGGGAAAGGUUGAGCAGUCUGAUUUCUUGCUUCGUGACGGGGAGAAUGGUGGUGGUGGUGGUGGUGGUGGUGGGAAACAAUACCUGACCACAAGGCAUUUGUACAAAUAUGUCGAGAAUGCGAAGGAGUGGAAGAAGAAUAAGACAGGUGAAAAGGUUGUUCCAAUUGUGCAGAAAGUGUGCGAGCAGCUUGAGAAAUAUAGUUCUGUGUUAAGGGGGGAGAUGGCACUAGCCACCCGCUUGUUGUGCCAAUCUCUAUGGAACAUUGCCGUAAAACGAGAUGGUCCUCAGACCAAAUCGGGUCUUGUGCAGAGAUGGCUUCUUAGCAAAGAUUAUGACGCUGAUUUAUUGCUGAAAGAUGGAUGGUGUCCGUGGGAAGUCCAAAAGUCGCGUAUGACUGGUGGCGGAGUCGAUACAAUUGCAUAUUUGUUGCAGUUAGUGCGCAAGAAGCCCGAAUGGGAUAAGAAGACGCAUGACAAGUGCAAAAAGACGGAAUGCGCGGCUAAUAAUGUCGAUGAGAGUGAUUAUGUUACAAGGCAUGUCACCGAGGGUUGUACCUGUGAACAUCAACAGGCCGAUAUCGAGCAACUACAUACCAUACUCAAGGAUGGCGGUGUUCCGUUGGUAAGAAUUACGCCAACCGGGGAAGUCGAUGAACAGGAAAAGCCGAGUUUUAAGAUUGAGAUUGUACGAAAGAAGAGCGGAAGACAGUAUGCAGCGAUAUCGCAUGUGUGGUCUGAUGGAUUGGGGAAUACGGAUGGUAAUACGCUUCCCAGUUGUCAGAUUCAGCUUCUGUAUGAGAGGGCCAGGGUUCUGGUCACAGAUAAGGAGUAUGUCCCUAAGUACACCGGUGGUCCGUUUGGAGGAAUACAUACCGGUGCAGUGAGACUGGUUCAUUUUGCGAGCAAUGAAGCCCGUAAAGAUGAAUCAGUUUUGGUGUGGAUUGAUACAUUGUGUAUUCCGCAUCAACGGGAUGUGCGGAGUUUGGCGAUUCAGCGGAUUCGCGAAGUAUAUCUUGACGCAUACCGAACAAUGAUCCUUGACUCCGAAAUGCGCCAGGUGGAAACAAGCUCUACAUCGAACAUGCAACUCCUCCUCCGCGUGUUGUACUGCUCUGGCUGGAUUCGUCGCCUAUGGACACUCCAAGAAGGUCUCGCCGCCAAAAGCCGGCUGUAUGUUCUAUUCGCCGAUAAAGUAAUCAACAUUUCUACCAUUGCCGACGACAUCCUCACCAAGAUCGACAAGGGGAAGUUUCCGCUAUUACAAGAAACUGUCGCUUUCUAUGGAAUGUCGCUUUGGUUCUCGUUUUUCACGCAUACGAUUGACUAUGCCUCAAAGUUUGAGCGCGCAGUAGACGUUUUCACAAGUCCCUUCGUCAAGGGCGGGCUGACGAAGGGUAAUCUGCUUGCGUGGAAUUGGUAUAAUGUCGCUAUGCGCGCCACGAGUAAAGCCGGUGAUCGGCCUAUCAUUCUCGCCGGCGUCUUGAAUCUAGACGUCAAGGAAAUCCUAGAAGUCAAGGGCGGAUCUGAUGCGCGUAUGCGCAAGUUUUACAGCAUUUUAGACGAGUUUCCGCACGACAUCAUAUUCCAGGAAGGUCCCAGAUUCGAAGAUGAUGGGAUGCGUUGGGCGGUUAAAGUGUGUCAAUAUAUGGAUAGGCCACAAUAUCUGAGCCAUGAAACUGGAAAGAUUACGCCCAGGGGACUACAGAUUUCGGAUCUAUCGUCGUGGUUGUUCCCUUCGCACCUAGGGUUUGAUCUUAGGAAAAUAGAUUUUGAUGGGGGACAACAGGCUUGGGAGAGAUGGCUUGCUGAGAAUGAGUUUGAAUCCCCGGAGUCGCCGAAUCUGUGUGUGUUCAACCCCAAGUUUGAGGUUGAGUGGAAGCCGGAUGGGAGCUAUGGGAUCAUAGUGAUGGAGUCAAAGGGUUCUCAGCCUGGGAGGUUUGCUUCGUGCGCGUUGGUGGAGCUUCAGACUACGGAAGGGAACGAGGUUCAUUUUGCGCGGUAUCUUGGUGUUGGCACCGUGGUGGGGAUGUCGAGUUGGUCGCAAUUGCCAGAGAAGGGGUUUUUGUUGCCUUUUGGAUGGGAUGCGUUGCAGAAACGGGAAUGGGUUGUUGGUUAG
Messenger RNA from Talaromyces marneffei, 2337 nucleotides. RefSeq lists its product as uncharacterized. The transcript is spliced from 2 exons. Bases 1 to 2337 code for a protein of 778 amino acids. NCBI's taxonomy places the organism in Eukaryota, Fungi, Ascomycota, Eurotiomycetes, Eurotiales, Trichocomaceae. The record is from RefSeq and is a predicted model, not a curated record.